Molecule: messenger RNA, 204 nt
Organism: Echinostoma caproni
Lineage: Eukaryota; Metazoa; Platyhelminthes; Trematoda; Plagiorchiida; Echinostomatidae
Source: the annotation of a GenBank genome assembly
AUGAAAAGGGACAAGAAUUUGCAGGGCGGGCAGCUGGAAGUACAAAUGAACUUCGAUGUUACUGAUGUGGACUUUCUAGAACAGAAGACAGAGGUCAUGCAACGAAUACAACACGCGGCCGAGAUGAGCAGGUCCAUCUAUGUGUUGUCCGAUUUCGAGAUUAUAGAUUCCAUCUCCGAAUACGUCGAUAAUUUGGAUCAGUGA